UUUGGCUCCCCCAUCGGACGGAUCGGAGUUGGCGAGCGACGGAGGAACCCUAACCUAUAUCAGCGAAGAAGAACAGGUGCGCGCCCCAAAUUCCGUGCUAUUACGCAGGCGACUACCGAUGGCGGCGCUUCGAGUCGCGGCGAGGAGGCUCGUCGGCGGUGGCCAGACGCCGGCGGUGGCUGUGGACAAGGCGCAACGCCGGCUCUUCCCGAGGCUGUCCCAGGUCCACCGGGUUAGGUCCACCACAUCCUCCGCUGCUGCGGCGGCCAAGGGCUGUGAUUGUGAAGAUCGGGAGAAACUCCUGAGAGAGAUCCAUAACAUGAGAGAGGAGCUGUACGAUAAGGUUUCGCACGCGGAAAGGACCUACGAUAUCCCUGGCAGGGCAGGCAAACAUAUCAGUCAGCUGCGCGAGGAGCUCGCCGUGCAAGUGGAUCCUAGACCCGGGGACAGCACAUGGCGCGAGAUGCGAGUGCUAGAUCCACUUGAUCGUUGCAUGGGAUUUGCAACUUUGACCUUCAGCUUGUAUGUGCUCAUGAGCAUGGCCGCUGGUUAAGAUCGUUGAAUUGGAUCCAGAUGAAAAGCAAUGGAUCCAGAAGAAAAGAGGGGAGGCGCGCAAGCAAAGUGAAACAAAAUGAUUGAGGGCCAUGUUUAUGAACGGCACAGGUCCAAUAAAUGGUUGUUAGUGUGCGAAAAAUGCUAGUAAUGGAGGCCGCGCUACAGGCAGGCACACACAUGCAAAGCACCUGGGCAUCUUACACGCAUCUGACAUGUAGGCACAACAUCGGUCGCUGUAGAACUCCUGUGCAUGCAUGCUGUGGACGAUUGUUGGCCAGCGGAGGGUACUAGCGGGCAAAGUGCGACGUGGAGCAUUUGCGUCCAGCGAACAUCCAUGGGUGUUACGUUUUCACCAUUUGCUCGUGACUAAGCAAGCAAGAUUAUUUUUGAUCAUGUUAAUUCGGAUGUCUGAUUUCACCAGCAAAUGCACAUCGAUGUGUAAACUGA
Messenger RNA from Triticum aestivum (bread wheat), 1002 nucleotides. RefSeq lists its product as uncharacterized. NCBI's taxonomy places the organism in Eukaryota, Viridiplantae, Streptophyta, Magnoliopsida, Poales, Poaceae. Bases 119 to 553 code for a protein of 144 amino acids. The record is from RefSeq and is a predicted model, not a curated record. The transcript has 3 exons.